Molecule: messenger RNA, 356 nt
Organism: Moneuplotes crassus
Lineage: Eukaryota; Ciliophora; Spirotrichea; Euplotida; Euplotidae
Source: the annotation of a GenBank genome assembly
AUGACUGAUAGAAAUGGGUAUAAGAGCCUAAAUUCUGAUUUAUCUCCUUUACAACCUCGUAGAAUGCAAAUGAAAUGAUUUGUGUCCCAAAAUGUUUCCACUUCGGAUUCUCCAGUUACAAAAUGAUCGAGAGGGGCUACUUUGGUGAUUAAGCCAAUUAAGUUUUCUCCUAAGAAAGAGCUGAAGCUAAAUAGUACCCAACUCAGCCUCACAAUGGAAGGUAGAGAGAAAAAAUUCAGAGGCAUCCGUAGAGCAUUGAACAAUGGAACUAGACAAAAGCUUAUAAAACUAAGUAACAUAAUCCAAAACUAAUCUGAACAAACACAAAAGUUUACAAAACAGCCCCAUCAUUAUAA